AUGGCAUGUCCACCUAACCUUCCGUCUAAAACAACUAAGUUGGAGAAUGAGGUAGAUUGCGAAAUGAAAUUAUUAAUGGAUCCAAAAACUGAAAAUCUACGGGAAUCAUAUUCAACGUGCAAACAAGAAACUAUUCAAUGGAGAUGUCCAGGACAAACAGCUGAAAAUCGUAUAAUUAAUGGAACUGGACUCAUACACAUCCAACAAGGAUGCCAAGUAAACUGCAAUGGAUAUGCAAUCCGAGGAAUUGCAAGAGAGUCAACAAAAAUAGACCUCAUUGACCCGAGUUUCAAUCUUUCCUUGGAAACAUUAAACUCGAGCCUAAAAAUCAACGACGCAGUUCCAAAUUUGUUCACACAAAGUCAAGACCCAGCUACAAUCAUCGACAAAUUUGAACCUUGGGGCCAAGGGCUAGAAGAAAAUGAAGAAAAGAUGUCAUUAAUAGCUCUAGACCAUCAAAAAGAGGAAAUCAACCGUAAAAUAACCAUCGGAUCGGUAACAACAUUAGGAAUAAUAUCACUCAUAAUAGGGGGGAAAGCUAUACAGAAAACUAUCGGCCAAUUCCUAUCCAAACCUCGCAAGCCCAGCAGAGUCGACGAAAAACCAGUCAUAAUCCAACUACAAACUGUUGAAGAAAAGACGUCGACCUCUCAAGAAGUCAAGGAACCACAUCCAACAACAGUAACAACCGAAGAAGCUCCUGAGACCGUCGAGAAAUCAACAAAGCCGAAAACCUUCCGGUUGAGAGACUACAAAUCACCGGUUUAG
Molecule: messenger RNA, 768 nt
Organism: Cotesia congregata
Lineage: Eukaryota; Metazoa; Arthropoda; Insecta; Hymenoptera; Braconidae
Source: the annotation of a GenBank genome assembly